AUGAGGGCGGCGACCUUGAUCUUCGUGGGCGUCAUCGGGGGCGGCUUAAGGAAUCUUGAGGCCAAUGAGGCGACGACGGGCGGUCAAAACUGCGGCGCGUCCGGGGCCCAGCCGCCGCCUCCACCGCUGCCUCCGCCGCCCAGCGCUCCGCUGUUCCCCGCGGGGCGGCUCGCCUGGAUGCAGCGUAAAGAGGAGCGCCGUCAGCAGCGCCAGGCGGCCAGAGCCGAGGAGCGCCACCGCGCGUUUAUGGCCGCCUUGGUUCCACCGCCCGUGCCGAUGCAGGCGACCGACCCGAAUCACGUGGUCCGGACGGUGCACGUCUACGAUGCGUGGAACCCGCACUAUCCUCGCAUGACCCUGUGGGGCUGA
This is a messenger RNA of Emiliania huxleyi CCMP1516, 369 nucleotides long. RefSeq lists its product as hypothetical. The record is from RefSeq and is a predicted model, not a curated record. Lineage: Eukaryota; Haptophyta; Isochrysidales; Noelaerhabdaceae. The transcript has 2 exons. The coding region runs from base 1 to 369 and encodes 122 amino acids.